UGAUUGACAGGAGUAUGGAGUACCUGGAAAUCAGUAGCUUACGGAGCGAAUCAGCUAGGGCGAUGUGGACUCUGAAACGGGGUCAAAAUAGUGAAACAUCCCGGUGAAUGUUGUCGCUCCCGUUGAGCUUAGAAAGAUCCGUUUACAUCCGCCAACAGUACUGGAUAUCUAUAAAGAAGACCUACAAGGGAAUAAUUUGUGAAUUACUUUAUUUUUCGCCGGAACGCUAGCCGAUAUAUUGGCCUUUCACGGUUCUAAUGCUGCGGUCGCGUGAAAGGAAAGGAUGACUGUUUGAUUGUGUUUCAUUUCUCACCGCAUCGCCUUCCUCUCAAUAUCCCGGCCCGUCUGUUUUGGACCUGCUAUGGUGGACUCGAAUGCAAUGAGGAAGACUUUUGUGGUUCCGGACAUAAAGCCAUUGGAUCAGUAUGAUGUGACCAGAGCCAGAAUCUGCGCCAGUGUCGGGUGGCUGCUGGCAAAAUCCUACGGCAAUGCAGAAAAUGUUCCAGUGGAGCUGCGAGAUCCUUUCUACUGUGACCAGUAUGAGCAGGAGCACCUGAAGCCUCCUGUCACGCGCCUGCUGCAAUCCCCUGAACUCUACUGUCGCACGUAUGGCCUUCUGCUGGGUGGAAGCCCGGGGGCCGAGGGGCCACCCAAAGACAUGACAGCCCUCCUACAGCUCCUGAGCAAAAAAGGCUUGUCACCCAAAGACCAGAAUGUCCCUGUGACGGAGAAAGAUCUCCAACAGAAGCCCAUCAAAAUGAGCGCCCACUUGGAGUUGAUGGAUGCUUUAAUGGCCGUGGCUGCCAUGGAGACGGUGAGUGCAGUCAAGGCGAGCGGCGGAUCCGAGCUGCUCCGUACAGAUGCGAGUUGGGACAGCGCCCUGCUGUGUUGGGUUAACACGCUGAAUCAGAAAUUGAAAGAGCAAUAUGAAGGAUCACAGACUGAUGGAUCUCAGCUUAGUAAUGAACCACAGCCUGUUCAGCCAUCGUGUCCAACUCGCUGGUACUGGAAACUUGUUCCUAUCCGGUACAGGAAGGACAGGAUGCAGUCUAAGCUGAAACCUUGUUUUCCUGUGGUGAAUGAAGUGAAGGAUUUGUCCAGUGGAUGUGCUGUUGCUGCUGUUAUUCACCAUUACUGUCCUGGACUGCUGCGAUUAGAGGAUGUCUGUAUGAAGGAGUCAAUGUCUGCUGCUGACAGCCUGUAUAACUUACAGUUGAUUCGGGAGUUCUGUGAUAGCUGUCUGAAGAACUGCUGCCCUCUAGUGUUGGAGGAUUUACUCUACAGCCCACCAGAAUUAAAGAUGAACAUACUGAGCUUUCUGGCAGAGCUUUUGUAUUGGUUUGAAGUCUCAAAGCCUGAGUUUGUUCAGCCCCUGCAGGAUUCGGAGCUGACUGAAAAAUCCGGAAGAACUGAUAAUGGGACUUGUAAAAGUGGUUCUCCCUCCAUCUUUAAAAAGCCCUUCCUGCCCAUCUCCUCUCCUGCGACAGGAUCUCUGACUCAGUCUACCUCAAUGUCUCAUGUAGAGGCAGCUGGACGGCCGUGGAGUAAGAACCAGCUCAGUCGUCCACUAUCCUCUGGUGUGUCCUUUAGUAUCCCUUUUGGUCUGGACAGUGAUGUUGACAUAGUGAUGGGAAACCCUGUCAUAACUCGCUCGGUCAGCUCUGACAAUCUCAACCCUGCUGGUCAGUCCAUGACUCGAGUCCCCUACACCCCUCCAGAGGACCUUAGCCACUUGUUGAGUAAGUCUCCUGGCCCUAACGGCCCACACAGAGCAUCCUGGACCACACAGACUCGCCCAAUGUUGGCUGAGGAGAACGGCAUUGAUGGGAGCGAGGCGGGUGAGCUGCCCACUAUUGAAGAGGCGCUGCAGAUCAUCCACAACGAGGAAAAGAUGGAACCCCGUCUUCAUCCUGACGGGGCGUCUGAUGGUGAUGGUUUUUACCUGCAUUCACCAGAUGACCAGCACAAUGGUGAUCCAGCACCUCUUAGCUCAUCAGCCCCACCUCGAUCAGGAAUGCUCUACCACCGAUCUUCCGGAGUGCCGUCAGAGCCCACCCGCACAAGACGCACCUCAGAAGGCUCCAGAGAUGACGACUCUGUGUUAAGAGAUGGAAGCGUGGAUUCGGACGCCUCGGAAGACCUUCCAAAAACUCACUCUACCCCAGCCACGCCCGCAUCUGGUUCUCACGUAACUCGACCUCGUGGAGAAGAGACGCCAGACAGCGGUGUGAAGAUGACUAGCUUUGCUGAACGCAAGAAGAAAGUUGUUCCAGAGCAGGUACGGCCCAGUGAGCCACAGGGCCCGCAAAUGACUACCUGGGCCAAGAAAUCAGAGGAGAGCCCCAGUAAAAGUCCAGCGCUCAGCACCGAAAUGUCUGAGUUAGGGGCGAGACUGGAGGAGAAGAGGAGGGCCAUAGAGGCUCAGAAGAAGCGCAUAGAAGCCAUUUUCGCCAAACACCGGCAACGGCUGGGGAAAAGUGCUUUCCUGCAGCUGAAGAAGGAACAAGAGAAUGGGGUGGAAGGACUUGAUGGGGAGGCUGGGACCUCUUCUGUAGAGGAUGACCUUAGCCGAUUGGCGUUGGAUGAAAGACUAGCGCGUUUAGAGAGCGAAGAGCUGCAAGAAGAACAACAAGGGGGACGACUAAAAAAGCGUUCAUCUGUGGAGGAUGAGGGAAACAUCAAGCCGUCUCCACAAAAGGACAAUCCAGCAGAGAAUGAUAAAUCUGGAGUAGACGUACCUGGGGGGCACCAGGCACCGCUGGGUGAUUACAAUAAUGCUGUGUCAAAACUCAGCGCUGCUCUCAAUUCUCUACAGAGCGAUAUGCAGCGUCUUUCAGAGCAACAGAAUCAGAUGAUGAGGAAGAAAGAAGCUUCCAGCAACCAGGCUUGGGAAAUCCCACCAAGCUCCAAACCCUCAACAGCCACACCUCCUCGUCUGUCAAGGGAGUCCAAUCGUGGCGUACCAUCUACCUCCACUUCCCCUUUCCCAUCUCGCAAGAAUGGAAAUCACACCGUGCCACCCAAAUCGCCAGCGUCCCAACGCAGGGCGCAGUCUGUACCUCCGAAGAGCCCCAAAAUGCACCACAACUCCCGAGCUGCAGAUGUUAAAGCGCCUUCUUCUUCAAGAGUCAUUUCUGCCCCUCGGGACGUGGACACCAUCCCACACUUACGAAGAGCAUCGCCAUGGAAAAAUCAGACCUCAUCCUCUUUCAACAUAGGGACACCCAGUGAAUCCCGUUCGGGGUCAUCCCUAGGCAGACCUGAGGACUUCUCAGAUGCCGGCUCUAGUGAUGACCAUACAAUCUUUAGUAUGGACCUGGAGGGUGGAUCUUCACAGAUAAGGGGGCGCCAAGGUGGCAGCAGCUCAGGAGCACCAUCCGAGUGCUCGUUUGAGAGCGACGUCCCUGCAGCGGGUUUGAACGGCAAACGCGGCAGUCUUAUUGAGAUCUCGCUGUCCUCUCUAAAAGCCUUUGAGGGAGAGGAGGGUGAUCACAACCAGGACUUCUCCGACUCCAUGAGCGACCAUACGGAACCGGAAAUGAGGGGUGGAGUUGGAUUCUUCUUCAAGCAGGAUGAAGCUCGACCUGAAGAUGAGAUGGCUCAGAGAAGAGCUGCAUUACUUGAGAAACAACAGAAGAGAGCAGAGGAGAUGAAGAGACGGAAACAAGAGCAAGAAAAAGAGAGGGAGGCAAGCAGGCCUUCAUCAGUUGAGGAUAGACCCCAGACUCCUUGCACACCUCCGCCACCUCGCACCCCUCCACCAGAGGGCACACCUCAAAGGGCACACCGCGGAGAUUUCACCCGUCUGGAAUACGAGCGUCGCCAUCAGCUUAAAAUUAUGGAGGAUCUUGAUAAAGUCCUCCGUCAGAAACCCACUACCGUCAGGGGCGUGAAAAAGCAAAGGCCCAAAACGGUGUUCAGAGACGACUCCGGCCUCUCCCGAAGCCCUGCCAAAGGGUCCAUAGGUACUAGACUUAAUAGAGUUUACUCUCAUUCAACAACCAACCUGUCCUCCAUGGCCAGUGACAGUGGGACGCUAACUGUCAGGAAAUCGAAAUCUCCAAGUCGUUCGCAUUCACCGUCCAGACUGAUGUCUCCAGGUCGUCUUGCAUCACAGAAUGGAGACUGGGAAAAUGGCUCUACUAUUUCAUCUCCGGCCUCUAUUCCAGAAUACACUGGGCCUAAACUCUACAAGGAGCCAAGUUUCAAGUCCAACAAGUUCAUUAUCCACAAUGCCGUCUCGCGCUGUUGUUUGGCAGGCAAGGUCAACGAACCCCAAAAAAACAAGAUUGUUGAGGAAAUGGAGAAAAGCACUGCAAACCAUUUCCUCAUUCUGUUCCGGGACGCCAGCUGUCAGUUCCGGGCGGUUUACACCAUGAACCCCGAGACGGAGGAGAUGGUCCGGCUUGUUGGGAUCGGCCCGCGCGUCAUCAGUCUAGCUAUGGUGGAAUCCAUCUACAAGUACAGCUCUGAUCGCAAACAGUUUACGGCCAUCCCGUCCAAAACCAUGUCUAUGAGCGUGGAUGCCUUCACCAUUCCCAACCACUUGUGGGAGCGCAAGCGCCCGGGUACCCCCAAAAAGCUCGGGACUCCAAAGUAAAACCCGAUGGGAUGGCUAACUAUGCCCGAGCUGGCCGGUUUACCCCAGGUUUCUCAGCAGAACAGAGCGUGGCGUGACAGGAGAAAGUGUGGGAAGAAAAAAAUCGUUAAACCUGAAAAAAAAAUCAACUGCCCCCAGAGUUUGUUGACUGUGCACUUUCUUCAGGUUAACUAGGUGAUGUCAGUUGCUUAAAAAUGGCCAGAUUGAUUUUCUGAUUGUAUUAAAACUGUCCUUGGCGUUUUAAUGUUGAAACUCAAAAUAAAUUCUUGAGUUUUGCCAUUUAACUACAAGUAUAAUAAAUACCCCCCCCCCCAAGCGCCAAAGGAAAACUCUCUUCUUCGGAAAUCUUCAUGUCCUCCUUACAUUCUUUACUCUUUAUACUGGAUCUUUAACUGCUGAUUCAUCUCUGAUGAAUGUAGGGAAUAAAUCGACACAGGCCGCCUUAAUGUUUAUGUCAUCAGCUCAAUCUUGUGAGACCGAAUGUUAAAAGUGUAUUACAGGCGGGUGCAUAGUACGAAAGGUUUCGAGUUUGUCUCGCUCUUUAAUACAACCGUCCCAUUCACCGGCCUGCCUAAAGUCAUCCGUAGACAUCUGGAUGUGUCUGACUCGAGCUUUAGGACCUCAGGAGAGCAUGUUAAAGACUCGAUUAUUUUUAUUUCCCAUUUGCUUUAAUCAAGGAUUAAAAAGCAAGCAAAUAAAAGAAUAAAAUAAGCCAGAACAUGCUGUUGAUUUCCUUUAAGUAUACUAGAAAAUGAAGGAAGUCUUUAUACUCUCUUUAGCUGCAACUGGAAAACAAUGAUUUAAGAAAACAGUACUGAAUAUUUGAAUGCUGUUUAUCGCUGAUUAUUUUCAUUUUUGACAAUGAUUUGUAUAUUGUGGAGAUUUGUAAGCAUUGAAUAAGCUACCCUGCUGGUGUGUAUGAGUGAAUGAAUGAGCAGGUGGGAGAGUUAAGACGUAUGGCGAGAAACAAUAAACACUAAUCGGAUAUCAUUUAACUCUCACUUAUUUACCCGGAGUGAACAAGUGUUUCUGUCUGGUUAAUGACUUGUAUAUCAGUGAUAUAAAACAAACAGCCUUAUAAGAGUUGUGUUGUUUCUUUGACUCCAUAAAGAAUCAGCUAUAAACUGUCUAACUUGGCCUUAUCACUUUCUUGGAUGGCUUGUAUGAAAUGGGCAUUUGGUCUGUUUCUCUUUAUCAUAGCACUAAACAACUGAUUUAGUCAGGCCAAUUUUUCUUGAUGAAGUACUUCACAGAUGUACAUAUUUUUGUAAAAAUCAUUUUUGAAAUGGUUGAUGUUUCUGUGAGCGAGGUGUAUUUGUGUAUAUGUUGUCUUGAUGGUGAAGUGUAACUGGAUUCUGUGCAAUGUUAGGUCACCUAAGGUGUAUUUAUUGGGUAAGGAUGAACUAAAAUUCUGUUCUGUGUUUAGUUUUAGAUAUUAUUAUUUAUGUUCUGGCUAAUUUGGUGAUUCACUCGUUCAUUUCACCGAGCACAUUGAUGUUUUGCUUUUUCCUUUCCAUGUUCAUGUUUUUUUCUUCAUAAUUAUUUGAUUAUGAAUCACUCCCACUGGAUUAGAAAAAAUAAAAUAAUUUUUAAAUAA
Molecule: messenger RNA, 6197 nt
Organism: Misgurnus anguillicaudatus (oriental weatherfish)
Lineage: Eukaryota; Metazoa; Chordata; Actinopteri; Cypriniformes; Cobitidae
Source: RefSeq, a predicted model, not a curated record